UUUGAUUCGGCUGACAAAGACCUGAUGGCGCUGAAACAGCAGAGCCAAGAACUGAAUGAAACGAAAGACAAAGAUCAAAAUGAGAAACAUCAUGAUUUCAAAACUGAAGAAGAAUCCAUUAGUUGCUCACAGACUGAAAAGACUUCCUCACCAAAAGAUAAAAAAACACAAACUACAAACCUUAAUUCACACUUAAGAAUUCACACUGGAGAGAGCUCUUACACCUGCCAACAGUGUGGAGAAAUUUUCAAUCGAAAAGAAAGCCUUAAAUUCCACAUGAAAAUUCACAUUAAAAAGAAACCGUUAAAAUGCUUUCAGUGUGGAAAGAGUUUUACACAGAAAUGUCACCUUAAUGCCCACAUGAUCAUUCACUCUGGAGAGAGACCUUACACCUGCGAACAGUGUGGGAGAAGUUUCAAACGAAAUAGAGAUCUUAAGACUCACAUGAGAAUUCACACUGGAGAGAAACCCUACAUAUGUAAUCAGUGUGGAAAGAGUUUUACACAAAAUAGUCAACUUAAUGUCCACAUGAGAAGUCACACUGGAGAGAGACCUUACACCUGCAAACUGUGUGGGAAGAGUUUUACACGAAAUGCAGAACGUAAGACUCACAUGAUAAUUCACACUGGAGAGAGACCUUACACCUGCAAACAGUGUGGGAAGAGUUUUACACAAAAUGCAGAACUUAAGACUCACAUGAGAAUUCACACUAGAGAGAGACCUUACACCUGCAAACAGUGUGGGAAGAGAUUGAGAUAUAAAGAAAGCCUUAAUUAUCACAUGAGGAUUCAUUCAAGAGAGAACAGUUUUUAAUGUCGUCAUUGUGGAAAUAGUUUAAAAAAUGCAAAAUUAAGAUUCACAUGAGAGUUCACACUGGAGAGAAGCCUCACAAGUGUUUUCAGUCUGAGAAGAGUUUCAGAAGUCAAAGCAGCAUGACGACAUUUGAAAACUUAUUCUGGGAAGAAAUGUACAUUUUCCUCAGAGUGACAUGGUUUAGAAAAAGGGGCUAUUUCUACAAUCAUCUGUACAUUCAUUCUGGAAGACAUUCAAUUGUGGUCAGAGUAAUAAAACAUUUUCUUCCAUCACACUUGCAGAUGCAUGUAAAAAAAGUCAUGCAAAUGUAAGACUGUUUGUGUUCUUUGUUAAAGAGUAUGACAAGAAAAAAUGCUGUUUGAAAUCAAGGCUUUAAAGCUGAAAGUGGUCAACAUUUGACUCACCUCCAUGAUUACUUUUUUUUUAAACUUCACUUGACUUUAAUUUCACCUCUUUAAUGCUUCACCAUAAGUUUUAUUGUAUUUUAUUUUGUGCAUUUGUACUCCAGUGACCAUACCUGACCGUCUUCUUUGCUGUAGUUUCAAAUAUUGUAUGGUUGCAGUAGAUUCCCUGUAAUUUCAACUAUAGAGGUGUCACUCAAUUUCAUGUAUUGAUUCCUCGGAAUCAAAAUAUUAGUCAAAAUUCGACCUUUCUGGAAAAUGCAACAAUGUAAUUGAAAGAUUAUAA
Molecule: messenger RNA, 1500 nt
Organism: Sinocyclocheilus anshuiensis
Lineage: Eukaryota; Metazoa; Chordata; Actinopteri; Cypriniformes; Cyprinidae
Product: gastrula zinc finger protein XlCGF49.1-like
Exons: 2
Coding region: 25-813 (262 amino acids)
Biological process (GO): regulation of transcription by RNA polymerase II
Cellular component (GO): chromatin; transcription regulator complex; PcG protein complex
Molecular function (GO): RNA polymerase II cis-regulatory region sequence-specific DNA binding; DNA-binding transcription factor activity, RNA polymerase II-specific
Source: RefSeq, a predicted model, not a curated record